Messenger RNA from Parastagonospora nodorum SN15, 1457 nucleotides. RefSeq lists its product as hypothetical. NCBI's taxonomy places the organism in Eukaryota, Fungi, Ascomycota, Dothideomycetes, Pleosporales, Phaeosphaeriaceae. The transcript is spliced from 5 exons. Bases 18 to 638 code for a protein of 206 amino acids. Gene Ontology annotation, cellular component: cytosol. Gene Ontology annotation, molecular function: mannose-6-phosphate isomerase activity; zinc ion binding. The record is from RefSeq and is a predicted model, not a curated record. Gene Ontology annotation, biological process: GDP-mannose biosynthetic process.
GAAGAACACAUUUCAAGAUGAGGAACCCUCUGAUCAGACUCGAGUGCGGCGUGAACAGCUACGACUGGGGCAAAGUCGGCAAAACCUCUGCUGCCGCAAAGUUCCACGCGGCUACAGCCUCAGACUUCUCGAUUGAAGAGGAGAAGCCGUAUGCUGAGCUAUGGAUGGGCACUCACCCCUCGCUCCCCUCCAAGGACCUCGAAACCAAGCGAAGCCUCCUCGAUCUCGUCCAGGAAAACCAGGCUCUCCUGUCACCUGAAAUCGCCCAGAAGUAUGAGAACAGGCUGCCGUUCUUGUUCAAGGUUUUGUCCAUCAACAAGGCUCUGAGCAUCCAGGCGCACCCAAACAAGAAGCUUGCCGAGCAGCUACAUGCGAAGGACCCCAAGAACUACCCAGAUGACAAUCCACAAGCCCGAGAUGACCAUCGCGGUCACUCCCUUCGAUGGCCUCUGCGGCUUCCGUCCCCUCGCCGAGAUCGCACACUUCCAUCAAGACCGUCCCCUCCCUCCGCACCCUCGUCGGCGAAGAAGAAGCCGCCAACUUCGAAAACACCAUCAAGGGCAAGGAAACCUCAGACAAGGAGGAGGAUGUCAAGGCCAACAAGAAAGCCCUCCAGUCCGCCUUCACAAAGGUCAUGAACACAGACAAGUCCGCCCUCGCCUCUGCUCUCCAAAGACCUCAUUGCGGCCUCGCCGAAUCCGAGGGCGCAGACUUCGCCGGCUCCGGCUGGCCCCUCCAACACCGGCAAAGAACUCUCCAGAACUCUCGACUCCUCUCGCCUCAACUCCCAGUUCCCAGACGACAUCGGCCUGUUCGUCCAGUUCUUCCUCAACUACGUCACCCUCGACAUCGGCGAGGCCAUGUUCCUCAAGGCCGACGACAUCCACGCCUAUCUCUCUGGCGACAUCAUCGAAUGCAUGGCGUCGUCGGACAACGUCGUGCGCGCAGGCUUCACGCCCAAGUUCAAGGACGUCGACACCCUCACCGACAUGCUGACGUACUCGUACGCCCCAAUCGCAGAGCAGAAAAUGGAACCCACGGAUUACCCACAUGUCAGGCACAAUGCCAAGGCGUAUAGUUCCAGCUCCAGUAGCUUGUUGUACAACCCUCCGAUUCCUGAGUUUGCGGUGGUAAGGACGGCGUUGAACAAGGAGGGCGCGAAGGCGACGUUUGACCCGAUUGAUGGGCCGAGUAUCGUGCUGUGCACGAAGGGCAAGGGCACGAUCAGUGUUGGAAAUAAAGAGGAGCGCAUUGAGGAGGGGUAUGUGUUCUUUGUGGGCGCGACAGCCGAGGUGGUGGUUACGAGUGAGACGGAUGCGGAUGAUGGAGAGGGGCUGGUUACGUUUAAAGCUUUUUGUGAGAUUGAGGAGGGCAAGGAGAAGUUGUAAGUCGGGACGAGGAGGCAUAUAAAAAAGUAUCUCCUAGAAAAAUGACUUGAUGCCAUUACGAAUCUCCUC